Molecule: messenger RNA, 808 nt
Organism: Cucumis melo (muskmelon)
Lineage: Eukaryota; Viridiplantae; Streptophyta; Magnoliopsida; Cucurbitales; Cucurbitaceae
Exons: 2
Coding region: 65-682 (205 amino acids)
Source: RefSeq, a predicted model, not a curated record
UUUUUGUGUUUGCUUUUUCAUGACAGACACAUAUUUCUGCUCCCAGCGCUGAUUUGAAACUGCCAUGGCUUUCCUGAAAUGUUUCCUCAGUCUUUGUGCUCUUCUACAUUGUUUGCUUCCUCUGUUACAUUUGGUGCACUGUGAUGUUGAUUUAGAAGAGCUUUUUAAAGGCUUUAACAUCUACAGAAACUCAAAAGACAGGUCGGCUCUUGCCCAGAACUCGAAAGCAAAGUGUAUAGCAGAGCAAAUUGCAAAGAACUGGUAUAGUCAAUUGCCUUGCAGUGCUGCCAUUGAGGGCGACGUCCUUUUGCCAUCCAACCAGAGCCAACUUCCUUUGUUCACAGAGUACUCAAGAAAGUGCGAAGUUAACCUCAAUCAUACAGUAGAUGGGGUUAUUUUACCAGUACACGUCCCUAACUCAGCAGAUAAACUUAUGCUUACUAAUUGCACUCAUUCUCAGGCUCCGAAGUAUUUGGAUAAUGCAACUUACACAAGUGUAGGUCUUGCUACAAAUGAAGACUGUUUAGUGAUUGCUUUGGGUACGGAUGCAAUUAGUGGAAGCUAUUCCGCUGGUCUAUCUUUGGUUCCACAUACUUGUUGGGUUUAUUGGCUGGGAUUUUUGUUUUUGUCAAUUCUUUGUUUUGGUGAAGGUGAAAAGCUUUUGUUUUCUUUCAUUCUUUAAAAUUGUUAUCUACGAUGUAUAGUCCAUGAUUGUCCCAAGGAGUUAUGUAAUGCUUUACACUGAACAUCAGCAUAUUAAUAUAAAGGAUAUUUAAAAGGGGCAAACAAGUGUUCUCUUUUCUUUGUA